Molecule: messenger RNA, 1698 nt
Organism: Serpula lacrymans var. lacrymans S7.9
Lineage: Eukaryota; Fungi; Basidiomycota; Agaricomycetes; Boletales; Serpulaceae
Exons: 2
Coding region: 238-1005 (255 amino acids)
Biological process (GO): regulation of translational initiation
Cellular component (GO): cytoplasm
Source: RefSeq, a predicted model, not a curated record
CGGUUAACCGUAGUAACUGUAACUCAGACAGGAAAAUCUCUACCAAACAUGCUUCAUCGCUUACUAUCAUAGGCUACCGCAAGGUGUGCAUGCUACCGCAGUGCGCAUUCUUCAAUUUCUGUAAGCUUGUAAAGCUAAGCUGGUAACAAGUAAACAGCACAAACUAGACUGAUAUCCACUAAGGACGCUAAACGUCCUCAAAUUACACAAGGUACCCAGACAAGAGCUGCGAAGAUAAUGUCAAAUCUGGACUCAUUUGUACAGUCGUCUCGACCACCACCAAAAGCUGUUGCUACUUCCCAAGAACUUCGUGACCGGGGUUCCAUCUUCGUAGGCAAUGUCUACCGUGCCACUUCACCAGAGGAAGCUCGAGCUGCUGUCCGCCACCAGAAGCUCGUUAUGCACGCUGAUAAACCCGCAUAUGAAAUAUCUGCAUGGAGGUGCAUGGUCUUAAAGCAUGGUAAAACGGGAUUGGAAGGCCCAGAUGAUUUCGAGCUGAAAGUCGGAAGCGAUGACGACGGGGAGCAAUGGGGCGGCAACAAAGUCCUCAAAACUAUGCAUUCAGAAGGGCUUAUCGACGCUGUUGUAAUUGUUAGCCGAUGGUACGGAGGGACCAUGCUUGGUCCCGCUCGAUUUACGCAUAUCGAAACAUGUGUUCGCGAAGUAUCUCGUACCUUCAAGCGGCUAGAAGAAAUGGAAGAAUGCAUAUCUACGCUUACCACACUUGAUGACCUACUCGCUGAUCUGCGCAGCGAACUGAACUCGAUUUCUUCCACAAGUACAGAUACCAUUCCGUUUUCAUCACCCCAAGAAUCGUCUCUCGAUACUUUGAAAAGCGCGCGCAUAGCGGAGAUUAAGAAGGCGAUUAAACCUGAUUAUUCUGCAAUGCAGAAAGACGUGGAUCUCGCAAAAGCAAGGAGGCUUAUUACUGCGAGAGAAAAUGCUAUCAAAAGCGUCAAGACUCUCUUAACGAGGAAAAAUUCAGCAGAACAUAUAUCCACCUGAUGCACAAGCUCAGAUUUUGGACCAUCUACCUUCUUGUCGGGGAUGCGCGCUACCAAUAAUACCCCCUCCCGGAUAAUUAACCUAUCCAAUGUUAAUCGACACACCAUUCACUGUUGGCUACGCAAUAAUAAAAGGCAAACAAUGUGAAAUUUAGGUCCGAUUCAGAUUACCUACGGGUCUGGGUCUCAGCACCUCUUAAAUGUGACAACAACAGACAAUAUAUAUACUCAGCAUCAGCUAUAAAUCGUGAAUUUUCUGGGUAACCUCUAUAGUCGCAUGGUCGUAUUUCUUUCAGUGCGGCAGUCCACCUUUCUAGAGAGCCAAUGCUCUUCCUACAAUAUUUCCUUUCAGCUCCCUCCGUCUUCUGCACACUUGCAUUAGGUGCUUUCGUAUUUGCUGCACCAUUUUUUCCCCUCAAAGAGCCGAGUGCUGCUGGUGCCUCUGUGAUACACCUAAAUGGAUGCUUAAAGACGUUCUUGACCAACUCAGCAUCCUCCGCAAGAAAUCUGUCUAUCCCCACUCAAUCCCUCAUCGAUCCUCGACGGGUCACUAAUGGCCUUGUAGAAGACACUGCAUACAUAUAUGCUGUCACUGCUCCGCUCGACGUCGGUGUUGUUGAUCCAAGAAAACUCAUUGGAAAUCCCUGACAACCCAGAAAGUGGCAGCCCCUUUAAGCCGCUCGUGCCGGACACC